Messenger RNA from Puntigrus tetrazona (Sumatra barb), 1376 nucleotides. RefSeq names its product claudin 5b (gene cldn5b). Gene Ontology annotation, biological process: bicellular tight junction assembly; cell adhesion. Gene Ontology annotation, molecular function: structural molecule activity. Gene Ontology annotation, cellular component: plasma membrane; bicellular tight junction. NCBI's taxonomy places the organism in Eukaryota, Metazoa, Chordata, Actinopteri, Cypriniformes, Cyprinidae. The record is from RefSeq and is a predicted model, not a curated record.
CCUCCCUGCGAACGAGAGCAGAAAACUCCCACCGCGUCUCAUCAGAGCAGCCCUGCCGAGCGAUGUAGAGUCUCUUCUGCUCCGAACACCCGCUUUAAACAAAAAAUACUUUCCAUACCGAGAGAGAAGCGCAGAAAAAGAACUUUGCAAAGAUGAUUUCUGCAUGUCUGGAGAUUAUUGGACUCGGCUUGAGCGUCACCGGGACGCUUUUGGUGAUGGUGGCUUGCGGGCUGCCCAUGUGGAAAGUGUCCGCCUUCAUCGAGGGCAACAUCGUGGUGGCUCAAAACAUCUGGGACGGGCUGUGGAUGUCCUGCGUGGUCCAGAGCACUGGUCAGAUGCAGUGUAAAAUGCACGACUCUGUCCUGGCGCUGACCACCGACCUCCAGACCGCUCGGGCUCUGACGGUCAUCUCAGCGGUUUUGGGCGUCCAGGCUCUGAUGAUAACCAUCGCCGGCGCUCAGUGCACCAACUGCAUCAGCAAAGAGUCCAUCAAAGCCAGAGUAGUCAAUGUCGGAGGGGUGAUGUACAUCAUCGCAGGCCUGUUUGUGCUGGUGCCUCUCUGUUGGAUGGCCAAUAACAUCAUCUCGGACUUCUACGACCCUCAAGUGCCUAUGAAGAAGAGAGAAAUUGGAGCCGCGCUCUACAUCGGAUGGGCAGCGUCCGCCAUGCUUCUGGUCGGAGGGGUGAUCCUGUGUUUCUCUCGUCCGCAUGACGAGAAAUCCUCGUAUCCUCUGAAAUACGUACCUCCACCUACUAAAAGCACAUCGCUCAAUGGGGACUACGAUAAACGAAACUAUGUGUGAACCCCAACGUUCAACGAUGGACUAGUGACUAGUGCGCAUACGGACUGUUUAAUGUUUGGCUAGUUUAUCAGUAAUUGGAUUUUUAACUCAAAAACUAGAUUUAAGGUCCAAAGAUAUAUGAAAAUGCAUUUUCAGGUGCUCCGUUUCUUACAGAUGAGUGUGAGAACACGGCAUGUGAAAACUGUUUAAAAUAGUUUUAUAUUUCACGUUCGACUUGGCAAACAUUUUCAUAUCAACUUAUAGACUGUGCUUGAGUAUAUUUUUUGAUUAUAUAACGGUUUGUCAUAGUAAUAAUGAAUUACAUGUACACGGGUAUUUUUGUUUUAGUAAAUGAUAUUGGGGUCAGCGGCCCGCUUGUUCGCAUUUGAUUUUAAUCACUGUGGUUUACGGGGGUCCGCUUUAUGAGAGUGCACUAAUUAGACACGGUCUGUGCAUCAAUAAGACACUGAAUGAUGCCUAUUGUUCCUCCUAUAGACUCCAGGCUGCGGCUCUACACGAGUCUAUACCUCCUGAUUGUACAUAGUUUAGGAAAAUCUGUGCACAUUCGAAGUAAUAAAUAAAGUUUUUUGGUAA